This is a messenger RNA of Pomacea canaliculata, 3619 nucleotides long. RefSeq names its product golgin subfamily A member 5-like. The transcript is spliced from 15 exons. The coding region runs from base 769 to 2361 and encodes 530 amino acids. NCBI's taxonomy places the organism in Eukaryota, Metazoa, Mollusca, Gastropoda, Architaenioglossa, Ampullariidae. Gene Ontology annotation, biological process: retrograde transport, vesicle recycling within Golgi; Golgi organization. Gene Ontology annotation, cellular component: Golgi membrane; Golgi cisterna. The record is from RefSeq and is a predicted model, not a curated record.
CGACGGUGGUGUUGACGGACAUGCGCAGUGAGUGAAUCCACGUCAAGUUGUUUUGGUGGAGUUGAUGUUUGUUUCCUUGAUGUGGGAAUCUUCACAACUCUGACCUGAGCUGGUGUUUCUGGCAGCAAGCACAAUGUCUUGGCUGUCAGCAGUUACAGGUAAAGCUGAAGACUUCCUUAACAAACUUGACCGGUCGGCAGCAGAGGCAUUUCAUGUAGAACAUGAGACUGGAGGCAGUCCAGUGUCUGUGUCACAGCCUCAGACCAGCAAAGAGCAGCUUUUCAUCAGUCGUGAUGCUAGAGGCCAGUUGCCUCCAUCACAAAGUGUACCAUCACGGCUCGUGGAGCUUCAAGCACAGGCUGACAGGCCUACUAAGGGACUGGGAAAAUCUGGUGGGGUUGUAGCUCCCAAAGGAGGUCACCAGAGCAGCAUAACUACAAAUAAACCUGUUAACCCCAAGAAAUCAGAUUCAGAUGAGGCGCUGUUCAACUUCCUCAACAGCAAAUCACCAGCAGAAGAAAGGAAGAAGCUUGGAACACCAGUGAGCAGCAGGCAGCAUUCUCGCCAGUCAAGUACAUCAUCACUUCGUGGAGGAGCAGCAAAGGCCCCAGAAGUCUCCUCUGAUGUAGGCAGUAAUGCUACAGGAAACCUAGAAAACCUGAAGUUCUCUGAAAAUUCCACAACAGAUGUAGAAGUGCAGCUGACUGUCAGCGAGAGAGCCCCACCAAUUCUAAUGCCUCUGCAGAUCUUGAGGCACUAGCUGAUGCCAUGCAAGAAAGUCCAGUUGCCAGUGACGACAAUGGCCAUGAAGCAGACAUUCACGAGAGUAGUGACACACGUCUCUCCUCCCUUGAGCUGGAAAAUAGACUGCUUCGCAAUGAAAUUGCCUCCCUUAAUCAAGAAAUGGCGUCUGUGAUACAACGAGCAAAAGAUUCACAAACAGAACUGGUUAAAACCAAAGAAAAGAUGGCAGAGUAUAUGAAUUCAGCAUCUCUGCAUGAUCAGUUGGUACGAGAGCUUCAGGCAAGGGAAACAGACUUGCAAGAGGCAUUGAGAGCCAAGGACUCACAGCUGGCAGUGCUGAGAGUGAGACUUGAAGAAUCAGACAGAGUCAUUACAGAGCACAAGCGAGAAACUGAGAACUUGCAGACAGAGAGGGACAGAAUAUUGAAGGACCAGUCCAGUGUUAGUGGGAUGCACAGCCAAACAUUGGAUACAAUGCGGCACAAAUUGUUGGAAAUGGAAAAUGCUCGAACUCGUGAGCAGCAAACCCAUAAAAAAUACCAGCAAGAAACUAGUGAACGACAGGGCCGCCUGGAGCAGGAACAGAUGGCACUAGCUGAUGCUCUGACAUCAGCAGAAAAAAAACUUGCAGAAGAAAAAGGCAAAGCAUCAGAGGCCUACAGUCAGUUAAAGACAGUCAAAGCCACGCUGGACGCCACACGGCUGGAGAUGGCUGAAUAUAAAGAGAAGGCCUCUCGUAUACUGCAGUCAAAAGAACGACUUAUUGCAAGUCUACGUGAGGGCUCUGGAGUAUCUGGCAUCACAGAGGGAGUUUCAAGUCUUGAGUAUGACUCAAUGAAGCAGGAGCGGGACAUGAUGCGCGAGGAGUUGCAGCAGUCCAAGAUGACGCUAGAUCACCUUCGGAUGGAGAUCCAGGAUCUGGAGGUGCAGCUUCAGCAAGAGAGUGAUACAGCGCAAGACACAAUCCGAUCGCUAGAGACCAGCCUGGCUGAGGAGAAACACAGACGGCAGGAUGUGGAGCAGGAGCUUUUGAGUCAAAAGCAGGAGCUGCAGUAUGCUAUAGAUGAGCUGCAUCGACACAAGGUGGCUUUCCAGACCCGCAUCUCAGAUAGAGAGGCAGAGAUUGAGAGGCUCAGGAACCAGCUGACAACAAAAAGUAUCAGUUCCACAUCAGAGAGUGAGCUUGAGUCCCGAGUGCGUGCUCUGACAGAAAGCCUGAUACAGAAACAGACCAUCCUGGAGGCCCUCAGCACAGAAAAAAACUCACUGAUUUUACAGCUGGAGAGACUUGGGCAACAAUACCGUGAUGUGGAGAAUUCACUGAUGCGGUCAACCAUUGCAUCUGUCAACACAGACCAUGAUGAUGACGUUCGACAGCGGUUGCCGACAUUCAUGCGUGAAGGAGCAGCAGACACAGAAGUGACCAGGAGAAUGAAGCAUUAUGUCAACACCAUUGACAAAUUCAGCAUUCGACUGGGCGUGUUCCUGAGGCGAUACCCAAUAGCGCGAGUAUUUGUCAUUGUGUAUAUGGCCUUGCUUCAUCUGUGGGUGAUGAUUGUUCUGAUGACCUAUCAGCCAGAGAUCCAUGGCAAGGACCAUCUACCCGAUCACCGUUGACCUUUCCCUUCUCUUGGCGCCCUUGGGUUUCACCUUGCUGGCGUGCUGAAUGAACACUCCAGCUUUCUCUUCUUGGGAAUCCCCAGUGCCGUUUUAUCUUCUCGUUGAAGAGAUUUAUUUUGCACUAAAUGGGGGAUUUUAACAAGGAUUUAUCUAGUUAGUCAGCCAGUGGCAGUUUUGUUUGAUACACUUGUACAUGAUGUGGGGAAGUAAUGGUUGCUGUUGCACCUGGAACUGAGACUUAUUCCUGGGCCUGUGUUUUUGUAGUUGUAUACUUCUGUGCUGGCUUUGUAAUGUGAUUAUGUUUCCUUAUUUGUUGAGGUGAGAAAAUAAAGACAUUAAUACAAAGCAAAAUGUAUUUGUUAGUGAGGCUUCCUUGAAUGAUUCUUCGCUUAAAUAUUCCAGCAAUCAUCUAUUUUUGGCUGUUAUACAUUUAAUAUCUUCCUGAUGUAAGUCACACUUUGUUCUGCAUUAAUUAGCCAGGGCUUUGUAGCAUUUGCCACAGGUCUGUCACGUAAAAGCAAGUUAUUAUAACAUUACUUCUGUAGCAGGUGGAUAACAAGACAAGUGAUGACACUUAUAUUUUAGAUUAGCUUUGGUACUAGACAAGACAUGCAGGCGGGACACAGGACUGCAAAUUGUCAUGCGAUUCAAAGAGAAAGGGCAAAAAUUGUCAAUCACAAAAUCAGCCUUAAUAUCAUUUUUACGCAAAACAUUGAAGAUAGGAAAAUGGUUGUGGACAAAGCUAGACAAGUCAGUUUGAGGUGUUAGCCAUGCUGGAGGUGGUUCUUGCAGGUCUGCUGUGCGCUGGUAUAUGGCUUGCUGCACUCAGCAGUUGUGUGGUUUUCAAGAUGACCAUAUGCGGUGAGGUCCUUGGUUUCUCCACACUGGGACGUCAUUGCAAGGCUCUAUGCCAAUCUUUUAGGAUGGAUUUUUACAUGGUUGUAGUGACACCACAAGAAAACAUUGUUCAUAGUGUUCUUUAAUCUAUUGAUGAAGUUUGAAUUCAUUACAUGUUUGUGGAUAUGCGAUUGUGAAAUAAGCAUUGCUAUGUGUGUGUGUGCGCGCACAUGUGAAUGGAGAUGUUUUUGCAUGCAUGUAGGUUGUGUGGAUGCAUGUACGUAUGGAUGCAAGUUGUGGGUGCAAGUGUAAAGUAAUAGUCCAGCACUCAUGUUUUUUUAAUGCAAGUGGGGAUAUGUUCACAAAAAUAAAAACUUGUCAGUUUUUGUGGAGAAAUAAAUGUGGCAAACUAAUACAA